AUGCGGUGCUGUGUGACGCUGUUAAUGCUGGUGCUAGCUUCACGAAAUACAGCCUCCGAGGUGGCGGUGUGUUCACUGCCUGCCAGUGCGCUGUACAUUUCAGACGGCGGCUCGCUCGUUGCAUGUGCUGCAAGUGGCUCUUCAACACUCUCGACCCAGUGCCAGACUGCGUGUAGCUGCAGACGAGUCGAGUACGACCAGAACGUGUACGGCGUAUGUAUCAACAGCACCUGGGGCAUCGAUUGUGGUUCUGUCGAGAACGCGACGCAAUGCGCACGAGGAACAGCAGAACCAACAUCGGGAAGUGCUGCAAAUAUUGCAGGUGCAUUGGCAAGCGAUGAUAACAGUGGUGGGCGCACCUUGGAGGCGUGGCAGUGGGCGCUUAUCGGCUUGGCUAUCGCAUUCGUAGUAGGGCUGCUGAUAUUCAUCUUUAACUGGUUUAAACAUCGUCCUCAGCGUGGUGACAAUCGUAGAGAGGUUGUGCAGUCGAUGGAGCAAAGUCGCUCACAGCCUAAGGACGACAUCGAUAUGUUGCCUGUUGCCAUUCGUGACCAAGCGAAAACAGCAACGAGCAACCGUGAGAGUGCGGCCCGGACCACUACCCGUUCGCAUGAUACGAACCCGUCCCAGAUAUCGGGAUUUUCAGGCGGAAGCUAUCGCACCUAUGCAGGCAAUCCCAUGAGCAGUACACUGACGGACACCGAAAUUGUGGCUCAGCAUCAGGAGCGAGCAUUUUCAUCCAUCAGCGAUUCUGCUAAAUCGGCGAGGUCAUCUGACUAUUCUCAAGGCGUUGACACGAAUACGACGUCAAACACUGCACUACUGGGACGCACUCGUGCACAAAGCAAUAGUAGCGACUUAGAACCCUACCCGGCGUUUAGCAGCUAUUCUAUCUCAAGUGGUAUGGACUCGUUUUCCAGCGAACUGAAAGUAGAAGGCUCAGAGAUGGAGACAAAAGAGAGCGCUCCAUACCCGCGCAAGAAGUCUAUUGAAUUUUAA
This is a messenger RNA of Phytophthora infestans T30-4, 999 nucleotides long. RefSeq lists its product as uncharacterized. The coding region runs from base 1 to 999 and encodes 332 amino acids. Lineage: Eukaryota; Oomycota; Peronosporomycetes; Peronosporales; Peronosporaceae. The record is from RefSeq and is a predicted model, not a curated record. The transcript has 2 exons.